CAACUCCAUCUUACACCGUUAAACAUACUUAUAGAAAAUGUCCGCCUCUUUAAAAUACAGCAAGACUAUCACGUUGAAACCACCAUGACUUACUCUCUGAGCAAAUAUUUGGUAUUUUUACUGACGACCGUGUUCAUUUUGGUCAUCGUAUAUCGCUGUUUCGAUGGAAUUUCCAGCUUCGAAAGACGUGCUAAUAUUAUUCUAGAUGAUCAGCCCACACAGGAAAAGCGCAAAUUUGUUGCAAUUCUAUCCAAAAAGUAAGUACAAUUGAUACUUUUGUAUCAAACUCGACGAAUUUAUAUAAACGUUCGACAUCGUCUACAAGCAAAAGACGAAACCGAGGUCAAGGGUCUAGACGAGCUGCCUUGCCCUUAGUUGGUGCCUGAACUAUAAACUUAAAACGUUCGUCGUGGAAGAGAAGGUCCCUCCCUUGUUAAGUGAGGUUAUAAGCCACGACCGCCGACAGUUCCUGACGAAGGGCCUUGAAAUGUCGAAGACGAAGUGUUAUAAUCGGUUGUUACAUAUUUUACAGGCAUAUUUCUCAAGCAGUUCAGACACAAACCACGGCAGCUAAUUGUAGACUACACUUACACACAAGUCUGUGAUAUGGUCUGCCAUGUUUAGCCAGUAUAUGGGAGAAUUUUACGGUUGGAUAAAGCGGUUUUGCUUUACCUACGCUGCGACCAAACAGUUUGAAUUAACCAAUAUACAAAUCGAUCGAUUGCUACCACUUGUUAAAACCGUCGUAAAAUCAUAAGUUCUACACUAUUUAUGCGAUAUUUCUCGAAUCAAACAUUAUGAAAUAUAAUAUAGGAACUUACUUGCUUAAUAAACGUGAAUAAUAAUCGUUGAAGACGCCUUGAAUAGGACGUUUUUUCACUCACUUCGGUCUUCGAAAAGAAUGGUCAGCCAUGUUGUCUUGUUGUUGAAGGAAGACCUGACAGCCAAUCAAAAUGGCGAAAAUUUAUACCGCGAAAAUUUAAAACCCACGCAAUGUAGCAAAAAUACAUUUUUGUAGCAAAAAUACAUUUCUUACAAAUUCAAUGGACAACUUGCAUGUUAGACUAAAUUUUAAUCUAAGUAACGAGAAGGGAAUCAAACACAACAGUUAAAAAGAACAUAAUGAAACAUUUUCGGCUCAAAAAUGGUAACAAUUUCCGCACGUAAUAUAAAUAUACUGAAAAUAUGCAAACUUCGCAAGGCUAUAUUUUCUGUAUUUUACAACAUUUCGCAACCAAAUUUUGCAAUUUUACUCAUUUUAAUAAGUUCUUUUCGGGAAUUCACUGUUUUUUUGCCUAAAUCAAAAAUUAAUCUAACAUGCAAGUUGUCUAUUAAAACUUAGAAUUUACCGAUGCAAAAUUCCUACUGUGAUCACAGAAAGUUUGACAAAAUUAUUAAUUUCCUGCGUAAAAUUCCUCAAAAUUUUUAAAAAUCUGCUAAUAAUUUCUCUGAACAAAAUGCCUCAAACCAAAAGGCAAAAACCAAGCAAAUUUCUAAUCUUUCUAUUUGAUAAAAACGCUUUCUAAUUGCGGGAUCCCCUGAUCUACAAUAAACUUUCUGCGAAAAUAUCCCACAUUACCUCUGCGCAUUUUUCCCAAGGGAAAAAUAUUUAAUUCCUGUGCAAAAUAAAACUUUUCAAUCUGGUCUGUAUUCCUAUGUGUUUUUUUAUGAAUUAUUACUGGUAAUGAUCUGAAAUUUUAUUUUAGCAACGAAAUAAAAAUGGUUUACAUCGACAAUGACAAUAUGGAUGACAUCGAAGACCAACCUCAUCAAUAUUCAGUCACAAACACUUCCGAUGCCUUCGUAUCAUCGUCAUACCAGUCCAACAAUGCGAGCACAGGGAACCCGUACGGUUUCGAGUGGGAUGAAACAAUUGAUUACGAUUAUUAUGAAAAACGUGCUUUAAAUGAGACUAAAAGGUAAAGUAUACUGAGCGCAUGUAUCGAACGAAAUUCCCCAAAUCAUGAUGAUAUUUACCAUUUCCCACAUGGCAUCACUUGGUUAAUACAAUCGAGUGCUCCAUAACUUAACUGGACUCUGUAGCUCAGAGUGGUCAAAGCGCUAGAACGAAAUCGCAGGGCCGCAGGAUCAAUUCAUGCCGGAGGAUCUAAAAUUGCAUUUUUCGCAUGAGCGCCCCCGUUAUAGGUCCACUUGAUCCCACCCAUAGCGCAAGGCGAGAUCUCACCUGGCCCGGCUGACUCGUUUCUCAUAUGAACACAAAUUAAAUUUUAUAUGCGUUAACAAAGGGCAUGCAAAUUUCACUAUAGGUGAGUUUCCCCGUUAUAUAUGGCCAAUCAGAACCUUAUUGUGAUCUUUAUACCAACAGUGUUCCCUUGAUUUUCAAUCUAAACUGCACUGAAUGGAAUAGACAAACCCCAUCAUAGACUAAUUUUAAAACUAGGCAAGAAGAUGUAAACAAAUAACCACAGCUGGAAAGAGCAUACCAAAAUGAUUAAGAUUGCAAAGUUUGGUUGCGAAAUGUUGUAAAAUGCGGAAUAUAGCUCGUCUUGUAAAAUUCACAAAUUUUAUAUACGUACUUUCGUAUUGUGUGCGGAAAUUGCUACCACAUUUGGGCAAAAAAAGGUAGCAAAUUCUGCACGGAACUGUAAAAGUAUACAAAAUUUGCGAACUUUGAAAUUUUACUCAUUUUAGUAUGCUCUUUCCGGGAAUAUACUUUUGUCAUAUAUAUUGUCUAUUCCAACUCUAAUUAAACUCUAAUUUUACUAUAGGCAGCGAGGGUUUCUUGAUCACUACCAAUGAUUGAACCAUAGAAAUAAUAGAUAUGUCUAUUAUUUCGAUGGAUUGAACGCUAAUUUUUUCCUAUUACAUCUCAGAUUAACAGAUCUCAGAGACAAACCGAAAAACACCAUCGUGCUGGUACAGCAACGUUACCAUAGUAACGACCCUAUCACGAAUAUCAUGUACAGAUACGGUGACUUGAAUCAACUCACGUUCGCUCUGCCGAAGAAGUCAACAUUUUGGAAGUACCGUCCGCUGAAGUUUCAUCCAAGUUUUGUAGAUACAAGUUUGACAUUUUCCAAUCACGUAAACAUGCUGAUAAAUCCGACGUACCGUUACGAAACUUUAAAAAGAUUUAUGCCAAAGGUAUAAUGGGAUAUAAUAGCAUACACUAUUUCAAAGUUAAAUACUUUCAUGAAUGAAUUUGGAAUGGUCCUCCCCAAUAACUACCGCCCAGUCACGAUUCAUUGAUCAGAAUGUUCCAUUGUCUUUUCAUUGCUCUCAAAAUCUCACUCUUCUCCAAGCGAUCCAGUCGAUGCCCAAACGAAGAUAGGCAUCGGGUUUAUAUUUGCUGCGUGAGUUUGUUACUGUGACUUCAUCAGUUUGUUAGUUUAAUUGUUAGUCUGAUAAUUUGUUUGUUUGUUCGGAAUCAUAUAAGCCUUGGUUUUAUUCAAAAAUAGUAUAGGAUUCCUUUGCGCUUGUGAUGCACUCAGGAAUUUUUUGCCAUAAAUUUUCCGAUUGGUACUAAUGUAAGCCUCUUUUAUGCUCGAUACGCAUGGAAUACAGCAAAGUGUACCUUAAUACACGAAUACCAUCUUUCUGUUGAUUUCAGGACACUGUGUUUAUCGCUGUUCUUCACGAUCCUGUUACAUACUUCUUUACAAAACUGAUCAAACAUCCUUUACUAAGAAAAUAUAAACUGAAGAGAAGGUUAAAGAUUAUUAGAAAUCUGGUUAAAAGAAACAAAGUUUUUGGAGACAAAUAUACCAACUGUAAGUUGAAUUUAUUGUCGUAACACUCAUUUUAUCCACCCUAUCAGCUGGUACAGAUGAUAUUGCAAAACAUCACAAAACUAACCUAUGAAAUUCUAGAUGUCAUACUGGACAUAUAGCUAUAUCAUUACCUGCAGAGUUUUAACUGUUCUCUUAACACAUAUCCAGCAGGGUGCGAUAAUUCGCGUACUUACGUACCGGAGUCCGGAGGUACGCCAAUAUUGCGGACUGGUACUUCUUUGUUUUCAGCAACGUACCACGUAUAGGUACGCGGAACUCUUGCUAUCUGCGUACUUAUCAGUUUUUUGCUGGUACCACAUGACCUUUCCAAGCCCAAGGUAUUUAAUACUGCAAUUUAGUUGGUAUAUCAUGCGUCUGAGAUGUCCGACAUGAAACAUGACUGGACUGAUGGCCUAAGAAACGUUGGAGUCGAUUGUUUGCAUAUGUAUAUAUGUAAUUGUGUUUUUGUUUCUAACUCGUAGUCUGAACAUACUUUUCAGAAACCUGUACUUUAUGAACAUUUAUUUUAAUGACUGUAAGUACACAUUGAGUACUGGGUUUGUAUACUAGCUCGAGUACGUGAGAACAACCAUUGGCGUACCAGUCAGGUACGACUAAAAAUCAUGGAUUAUUGCACCCUGUAUCCAGUGGGAGUGUCCUCAAAUUAGUGAAGUAGAAUAAGUAAAGUGGGGAAUGUGCUAAUCAUCCUUACUUGCAGCUGAGAGCUAAACUAAAGUGCGAAGAACGCAGCUCAACCUGAUCGAGUAGAAGUCUUUCUAAGGGCGCCUAGCUCUGACAGCCACCUUAUGCAUGACUCAUAUAUGAUCACGGAGCACAGCUACGGAAGCUAUACGGUAUAUAACCAUCAAUCAGCACGAGCUCCACCUUUGAAUUUACUAUAUGAGUAAAUUCUUAAACACGUCCGAAUUUAUCAUUAUUAUGAUAAAUUCGCGGCACAUUUUGAAUUUAUCAUAAUGAUAAAUUCGCAGCAUCUAACCCCUAACACUAACCCUAACCCCAACCCUAACCCCUAACCACUAACCCUAACCCUAUCUAACUUUUUAAACUUUUUUGAAAAUCUAACUUUUUAAAUUUUUUUUUCUUUUUUAAACUUUUUAAAAACGUACUUUUUUAAACUUUUUUUUUGAAAAUCUUGAAAAUCUCAAAUAAUUUGUAUAAAUAAUAAAUUUGGUGACAUUUGUAAUAAAUAAAAAAUUUGGUGAUAUUAAUCACAUUUAUAACUAAGAGUCUUGUCUAAUGCUUAUGCUUUUAUGAUUAACUCUAUUGAUAAAUUCAAUUAUCAUAAUGAUAAAUUCGGACGUGUUUAAGAAUUUACUCAUAUAUAGUAAAUUCAAAGGUAGAGCUCAUGUUGGGAUCAAUAUAUUAGGGGCUAAUCUCUACCCACCAUGUUACUACAGGAAGAAAGCGAAGUGAUUAGUGGACUGAAAUGUGAAACAUUCUUCUCACAACUGAGGCAAACUUCGGCAACUCUAUCAUAUUUUUUUGCUUCUUUAAUUUCUACUCACUGCUUUUAGCAAUAGCAUCUGAAUUUGGUUAUCCAAGAAAACACGAAAAUCAUAACCUAACAUCAGAGGAAAUGAUAGACAAACUUAAAGUCCAGUUUGAUAUCGUGUUGAUGGGAGCCUACCUAGACGAAUCUUUGGUUGUCUUGAAAAAUUUCUUAAACUGGUCGCUAACAGAUCUUGUGUAUAUAUCCAAAAAGAAGCCUGUGGAUUAUUGCGAUAUCCCAAAUCAAAUUCAGGUAUGCGUACAAAAUAUUACGAAAAGUUUACCAGCAUGAAUAAAAUGUAUUGUUUAAAUGUCAAAAAUAAUACCUAUUCAACCUGCUGUUAGACAGAUAAAAUAAAAAUUGCGUACAACCAUAAGGUGAAUUGGAAGCAUUACAGCUUUAUUAGCUUACUGGCUAGCUAGGUUAAACUGAAAAAGAUAUGCCAAGUUUACCAUGCAGAUGAUCUAGUUUAGCCCAUUAUAUAAAACCCGAUAUAUAAAUCCCUUCGAAUAUCUAAAAUGGUCUUCGUUAGAAUAAAUUAACAAAUUCAAAAAUAGUCUGGUGAAAGCCCAGCACUUUAUCCUUGACGAGUAAAAUCAUCGGUUAUGAAAUAGAGCUAGUGAAACAGAUCGUAGAAAUUGAACAACAUUGCAUCUCAAUGGUUAUAAUCUCCUUAAAGUCUAUGGUCUCAUCAUCUCAUGCGUGUGAUGCAGGAGCUGCAUGCCAAACCAACUGCAUAUCUUUCUUCACUUAAAUUUACUUCGGAGAGUUGUAUGGAAAUACUGUAUGCAUUAUUUCGGUAUUAUCUUCUUUUUCUAUAAAUUAAAGGAUGUUAUUAAAGAGCACAACAAACUAGACCAAGCUGUCUACGAACAUUUCAACAUCACAUUCUGGAAAACAGUCGAAUCCUAUGGCUCGACGUUCUCCUCCGACCUUCGAGAACUUAAAAGUUUAAAUCAAAAACUUACAAACUACUGCAAUGAACCCUUUGGGAACACUACGAGUACCGAAGGUGACACAGUGUGCACAAGGAUGAAAUGGGGUGAUAGAGAAUAUGUACCCUACCUCAAAGGAAAAUAUCAAGUCAUGUCAAACACAGCGUUAAAUAAUGCUGGUCUACAAUACCUGAAGAACUCACUCGAGUUCUAUUUUAACACGACUAGCAAAGAAAUACAACGCUAUUUAGAAAGUUAAUAAUAGUUAGUUUAGCAUGACUAAAUUUAACACUGAUUUAAAAUUUAACAGAUUAUUAACCGUUUAUUAUUUACAUAAAGCAAAAGCAUAUAAAAUAACUUUUUUAUUACAUUUUAUAAAAUCACUAGUUUUUGCUUUGAUGUACUAUAUGCGAUAUAAAAGGCCCUGGGAACGAGGUUUAUGUUUUCUGCACAUGGAGAGACAAUUUGCCUUCUGACUACCUUAUUAUAGGAAAUUAACGAU
Messenger RNA from Paramuricea clavata, 6678 nucleotides. The record is from the annotation of a GenBank genome assembly. NCBI's taxonomy places the organism in Eukaryota, Metazoa, Cnidaria, Anthozoa, Malacalcyonacea, Plexauridae.